UCCGCCCGCCAUGUUGCGGCGGCGGCGGCGGGAACGGCGGGAUCGCGGGUGCCGGGAGCAUGCGGGGCGCACGGAGCGCGCCGGGCGCGGAGCGGGGUCCCGCGGGCGCGCCCCCCGCCCAGUGGGUGCUCAUUGCCCCAGAGGCUGCUGUUGACCCCCCUAAGACACCUGACAGCGAACCCUUGUUUACAAAACUGCGCAAUCCGAGCACAGGAGAAGCAACCCUUUACUUAUUCAAUAGUGGUGCACAGCAGCUGUUUGAAGUAAAAGCUUUUCACGAGGAGCAUCGUUCCUGGUUUAUAGGUCAGACUGUUCAACAAGAUGGGCGCCUACUGUUCAUUACACCAGUGGACCCCUUAUUUCUGAUACUUUACUACCUCAUAAAGGCAGACAAGGAGCUGCAAGGAAAGUUCCAGCCACUUGAUCAAGUUGUGCUAGACUCAGAAUACCCUAGCUGCCCAUUGCUGCUGAAGUGUGCAGAUGUUAAACAGUACAUACAGCAUGUGACAGAAGAAAAAGAGAUUGGCAGUCAGAAAUUCCACAAAUACAGCCAAGAGAAGACACUGAAGUGGUUAAAGAAAAAGGUUAAUCAAACAGUGAAAGCACUUAAAAGCAACAAUGUAUCUGUAGGUGCAAGUACAUUUGUCAACAGUAAACAGAUCACAGACACUCAGGAAGACUAUGUACGGUAUGCCCAUGGGUUAAUAUCAGAAUAUAUUCCUGAAGAUCUGAGUAAGGAGUUUUUAAAAUACUUAGGGCUCCCAGAACUCAGAAGCUCAGCACCAGAGCCACCACUGAAGAAAAGGAAAUUGUCAGAUGUCCCUGUGGAGCCAGAAGAAGACUAUACUAAAUUUAACAGUGACAAUCUGAAAACCAAAAAGGCAAACACCAAGAUGUCUGCAGCACAGAAGGCUCUGGCCAAAGUUGAUAAGAGUGGAAUGAAGUCCAUUUCUGCUUUCUUCAGCUCCAAACCUAAAGCAUCAAAAUAAAGACUUGUUCUUGAAAAAAAUUUAUUCAUUGUUUAUUUUUAUGUUAAGCUAAACAUGUCUCCUGGAGUUUUUUUUUGUUAGUUUAGUCUAUGCAGGGCUGGGUACAUAUCUGGGUACGUGGUGGAGUGUGAUGGAGAAGUCUGUGAGCUGGCAGGACACAGAGCUGUUGGCCUCAGUGGGACAAGGGAUUACCAUAAUAUCAGAUAUUCCAGCCUGGAUUGGGAAGAUUGCCCAGCUGUAUUAA
This is a messenger RNA of Malurus melanocephalus (red-backed fairy wren), 1233 nucleotides long. RefSeq names its product ribonuclease H2 subunit B (gene RNASEH2B). Gene Ontology annotation, biological process: ribonucleotide metabolic process; RNA catabolic process. Lineage: Eukaryota; Metazoa; Chordata; Aves; Passeriformes; Maluridae. Gene Ontology annotation, cellular component: ribonuclease H2 complex; nucleoplasm. The coding region runs from base 60 to 989 and encodes 309 amino acids. The record is from RefSeq and is a predicted model, not a curated record. The transcript is spliced from 11 exons.